Sitodiplosis mosellana (orange wheat blossom midge) is the source of this 957-nucleotide messenger RNA. Its product is annotated as rRNA-processing protein UTP23 homolog. The record is from RefSeq and is a predicted model, not a curated record. Gene Ontology annotation, cellular component: nucleolus; small-subunit processome. The transcript has 4 exons. Gene Ontology annotation, molecular function: small ribosomal subunit rRNA binding. Bases 79 to 843 code for a protein of 254 amino acids. NCBI's taxonomy places the organism in Eukaryota, Metazoa, Arthropoda, Insecta, Diptera, Cecidomyiidae.
UGUCAACCAUUUGUUGAUGUUUUUAUUCCAGAAUUGGUUUUUGUAUCGUCGACUAGUCGCAUUGAAUAGAUUUUCACAAUGAAAAUCGCUCGUUAUAAGAAAGCACAAAAAACAUUGAGUUUUUAUCGAAAUAAUUUCGGAUUUCGGGAACCAUAUCAAAUAUUGAUCGACGCUACAUUUUGUCAAACAGCAUUAAUUUUUCAAAUUAGCAUCAAAGAUCAAAUCCCUAAAUAUUUCCAAGCCGAGACCAUAUUAGUAACAACACAAUGCAUCAUUUUGGAAGCGGAAAGUCUUGGUGCGAAAGUUCAAGGAGCCACAAAUAUUGUCAAACAGUUUCUAGUGCACAAGUGUGGCCAUGAAAAGGCACCCAAAAAUGGCAUCGCUUGCAUUAAAUCGAUGAUCAAAAAUAACCGCUAUGUGAUUGCAACGCAAGACCGUGAACUGCAAGAUUACCUCCGCAAAAAGCCCGGCCAACCAAUUAUGUAUUUGCACAAGAAAACACCAGUGUUGGAGCAACCAUCGGAAUUAAGUCGCAAAACGGUGGAAUUUAAAUUGAACGAGUCGUUUAAAUUCGGAACGGCUGAUGAGAAGAAACUUGUUGCCAUAAAGAAAAGUGAAGGCAUCCCAGUUGCGGAAAGAGACGCGCAACCAAAAUUGAAGAAGAAAAAGAAGAAGCAGCCGAAUCCUCUGUCGUGCAAGAAAAAGAAGAAGAAACCUGGUUCAAGUGCCGCACCGAAAAAAGCAAGCAUCGAUUCCAUUCAAGACAAAACCAUUGGAAAGAAGAAGCGUAAACGUGUCAAAGUCCCGACUCAUAUCAAAGAAAUACUGCAAAGUGACAAAUAAAUCGAUAUACAAAAAAUAUGAUAAGCUCAAUUUUUAUUUUUCAAAUAAGAAAUGCAAUUUUAAUGUAAUUUAUUCAAUAAAUUUUAAACUGUUCACAAAAGUUGAUCAUCGAAA